Molecule: messenger RNA, 2670 nt
Organism: Fusarium poae
Lineage: Eukaryota; Fungi; Ascomycota; Sordariomycetes; Hypocreales; Nectriaceae
Exons: 1
Coding region: 1-2670 (889 amino acids)
Biological process (GO): regulation of transcription by RNA polymerase II
Cellular component (GO): nucleus
Molecular function (GO): DNA-binding transcription factor activity, RNA polymerase II-specific; RNA polymerase II transcription regulatory region sequence-specific DNA binding
Source: RefSeq, a predicted model, not a curated record
AUGGCCGACCCCCAACAACCUGUUUCCACUCUGGUUAAGUGCGUUUCUUGUGCUAUAUCCUGCUACAAUCGCAGAUAUCAGAGAAGACGUCGCCACAUCAGGCCUGCUGAUAACAACCGAGUUUCUGAAUGUGCCCAACUCAAACCUUUGAGAUUCUUUGAGCCAGAAGAUAAAUUAUCUCCCGCGCUCGAUGUUCCUUUCGAGAACCUCUCUUACUGUUACGACUGCUUCACGACCCUUGAGCACUUUUUCAACGACUUACUAGAUUGGCAUGAAGACCAUUUCUCUGGAAAGAAAGAUACAUUCAUUCAUGGGAACAGUAAGAUGGAUCUCGAGACCCCCGAAGACGAGGAGGAGCUACCAGACUGGCUCAAUGAUCACUCCGAAGAUGUCAAUUAUUGGUACAAAUGUUUCAAGAACUUGGACUACUUCUUUAGGACAGAUACAUGCUUAUCUAUGCAUUCAGUCGUCCAAGACAAUCACACCAGGCCGGAAUUUAUACCUCGAAUCAUGUUCGAAUCUAUUGCCAAGCAAAGACCUGAAUUUCCAAUCAAAGUCAGAAUAAUUUGUUUAUCCUUACCCGUACCGUUCUGCGCUGCCUGCAACAUCAGCUUUGAAUCCGUGAAGGAGGUCGAAGAACAUAACGAAGACAAGCAUGGCGGACCACCAGUCAAUCACCGUUAUGACAGCUCGGUAGAUGAGUCAUCAGACAGCUCGGUAGAUGAGUCAUCAGACAACUCGGUAGAUGAGUCAUCAGACAACUCAUCAGACUUGCUUAAAUCAACUGCUACCCCCAAGUCUUCGUGGUAUUGUUCCUUUUGUGAGAUGCCCUACGAUACCGAGGAGGAAGUCGACGAACACAACAAGGAUAGGCACGGGCGUUUGUCUCGCUUCUAUUUAGAGCACGCAAGAGAGACCAAUACUUGUAUCUGCAACGAAACCUUGGACUCUCCCCAAGAACUCACCAGACAUGUUCUCGAACAUGAAACCAGUUACGUUUUUAAACGUCUUCCUGCGUUAGCCUGGUAUUGUACCGAUUGUGGAAGAAUCGUCAACACUCAAUCAGAACUCGGAGAUCAUUUCAGGUGGUACCAUCCGGAAACAAAACAAGCUUCCCAAGCUUCCUUUACAGUUCCCCGCUUGGGUGCCUGGUAUUGUAGCGUCUGUGAAGAGGGUUUCAAGUCCCAACACGAAGUUGACGUUCAUAAUGAGAGCGAGCAUAAGGGGCAAAGUGUCUUUGUCGCACAUCGUGCCAGGCUCACCCAUACUUGCCUCACUUGUAACAGAAGAUUCAACACCCAAAUCGAACUCGAAAACCAUGCCAGUAGCUCGAAGCAUAUGCAGCCACUACCUUCACCCAUUGAUCUCCAAAUCAGACGAGACCCAAUCGCUUUUAAGAACGCCUUGAGACUGGAGUACGAAACGCGCUUCUUGUCCGAAGACGACCCAGAGUUCCUUUUUUCUUGUCUCGGCUGUAAAGAGACUUUCAAAUCUCUACAGGGACUGGAGGACCAUGACGCGAAUGAGCACAAUAUAUUUCCGGGUACCCCUGAAUCUAUUGCCGUGGCCGACUCGUCUUAUGUAAACGCUGCUUCUUGCAGGAUCUGUGGGAUACUAAAACCGACCAGAGACGACAUCGAUCUUCACGGCAUUCGUAGCCAUGAAGACCCAGCAGUCUGUAUUGUCGUGAGAGGCUUUUCUUGUAAUGUCUGUCGCAAGGUUUUUAAGGCCAAACGUUCAGUCGCAACACACAUCGCCAAUGUACAUAAUGCACCACGAGGCCCACCUGUAAUGCACGAUAUCAAGUGUACUGAAUGCGACAUAGACAAACGUUUCUCUGAACAAGGACUUAGGGCUCAUAAGAAUGACAAACAUAACCCCCAGAUCUGUGUUUGCGGUUGGAAUUACCCUGGCCUGGCUUCUUUGAAAGCACAUCAACAGAGAUGCUACUUGGCUGGGAGAGUCCAUUCCCAAAAGGUCAAGCCAACACCAGAGCAACUGGAAGGACCUGCUAUCGUCAAGCAACGCGGUCCAGUUGUACCUUAUUGGGGUGACAGGAGGCUUGACGUUUCGAAAUACGAAUCGGUAGUGGAGCUAGAGUUUGACUCAGAGGAAGGCUCAGAAGAUGAGUCCGAGCGUGAGGUCAAGGGCGAUCCCAAGGGUGACUCCAAGGAUGAUUCUGAGGGUGACUCUAAGGGUGACUCCGAGGGCGAGUCAGAAUCUGAUGAAGAUGAAGAUGACGAAGAUUCAAAAUGGCCCGAAGAGGGUGAACUAGGUCGUGUCCCAUGCCUUUUCAGACGAGAUGGCUGCGGCAAAGUCUUUCACAAAGCCUCACUGAUGAUACAGCAUCAUGAAUUUCACGAUUGCAUUUUCGAUGAAGCGCCGGACCUUUAUCAAAUUUUCAACGACGAGAUGGAAGAGAGUAGUCGAAAACUCUAUGAUAAACGCUGCCGUAUUUUCAGGUGUCCGAAUUGCGACAACGAAGGCGGAGGCAGGUUUAGAUUUUUGACUCACCUGGUUGCACAUGCUGAAAGCAGCGCUUGCGAUUUGAAAGUUCGCACCGGUCCUCUCAGGGACGUCGAAUACAGUCUGCUGUGCUGGGCGGAGAAGACGUCCAGACUUAGGCGUCGUUACGGAAGUAGGGUUUUGUUGAAGCCAUCUGAGGGUUAG